Colletotrichum orchidophilum is the source of this 564-nucleotide messenger RNA. Its product is annotated as intracellular hyphae protein 1. The record is from RefSeq and is a predicted model, not a curated record. The transcript has a single exon. The coding region runs from base 1 to 564 and encodes 187 amino acids. Lineage: Eukaryota; Fungi; Ascomycota; Sordariomycetes; Glomerellales; Glomerellaceae.
AUGCGCUCCUCAACCCUCUACCUCGCCCUAGCCGGCCUAGCCAGCAUCGUCCAAGCCAACCCGAUAUCUCAACCAGACGCCCAAACAGACCCCCGAGGCAUCAUCACCCGCGGCCUCUCCCACCUCCUCUCCUCCCGCUCUGAACCAACACGCUCCGGGCCGCCCCCGACAAGACGACAAGCAACGACGCCACCGCCCCCUGUACCAAGCAAUCCCGGCUGCAGCAUUCCCCCAGGCGGCGCCGGCAUACCCAACGCAAGCCGCAACAUCACCCUGACCGUAAUUGGUGGUGACACCCUAGGCCAGAUCGCCCGCCUCCUCAACUCGGGAAUCUGCAACAUCGCCAAGCUCAACAACAUCGCCAACCCGGACUUCAUCUUGAUUAGCCAGGUCUUGCAGGUGCCCAUCAACAUCGCGAACCCGGACAACGAAUCGUGUCUCAACCGCGGCGGAGCGAACCCGCCACCCGCGAACCCGCCCGCCAACCCGCCGCCCGCCAUGCAGAACUCCACCGCUCCCGGCAAGGCUACGAAGGUCAGGCGGAGCGGGGACCAUGUUUUCUGA